This is a messenger RNA of Thlaspi arvense, 1383 nucleotides long. NCBI's taxonomy places the organism in Eukaryota, Viridiplantae, Streptophyta, Magnoliopsida, Brassicales, Brassicaceae. The record is from the annotation of a GenBank genome assembly.
AUGGCGAAUCUCGACUCGGCGAUUGAUUCAGUAUUUUGGGACCAUAACAUUUCUUCACCCCAAACACUUGAAGGCACGGCUCGUUCUGUUCCCGGUGCGCCAUUUCCCGUCGACGGUGCACGAGCCAGCCGCUCUCACCGGAUUCAGCAGCUCUCUCUCCUCCGCGAAGGCUUUCCUCUCGGAAUCAUCCCUUCGUUUGCUCCUUCUUCCGACAAGAGACUCGGCUCUUUCUCUCUUAACUCUCUCUUGCUCAGUCCUUCCUCUUCCAACUGGUGGGUAGGAUUGGUUGGGCAGUUUAAGCCAAAGAAGCUCUUUGCUGAUGUGAAAGCAAAUAUAAGAAAUGCAGAAGAGUGGGAUCUCCAACUUUUCAAGGAUACAACAAAACACAUUGUAGACAAAUCCCUUUACUCAAUUGGUCUAUGGACUCAGAUUGCUUUAGGCUCUUCUUCCUCUCUGUUGCUGAACGCUGAACGGCUUGGCGAUAAAAAUGGACUCCGAAAGAAGCUGAUGUUUGUUCAUCCGCUUGAGAAACAUGAUCUCACUGUGGAAGCAGCUUGGCCAGAUCUGUUUUUGGACCAUAAAGGACGCUUCUGGGAUGUCCCUGAGUCAUUGAACUUUGAUGUCUCAUCUCUUGCUCCAGAAACCGGGCUUAGGUACCGGUUUGGUCUACACAAAAGCAAGGGUGAUCCUCAGCCUGUGAACGCUGUUUCUGCGAGUGGUGGUGAUGCUCCUACAUCCUUGAUGCCUGGUCUAUGCGCCAAGGCUGCUGUUUCGUACAAGGCGAACAGAGACUUGUGGAGGCCGCAAGAGAAAGAAAACGAAACAGGAGAAGAGGAUACACCUGUCUUUCUGCCUUACGAUUUACGUCUCAAGGAGCCUCACGCAGCGAUUUCAGGAAUAGUAGGUAGCAGCUUGGCAGCUUGGAUUACUGGCCGAGGCAUGCUGGUUAAUGGCAAGAAGCGGAGUCCGAUAAGCGCAGACGUAUUUGGUUCUGCUUGUUAUACAUUCCAGAAAGGGAGGUUCAGUAAGUUGUAUGGCGAUCUAACACGCGUAGAUGCUCGUGUGGACGUUUCCUCAGCUUCUGCCCUUGCUCAAAGAAUCUUCCAUGCGAUUAGGAGAUCUCCAGGUGGUGACAAAUCAUCAGAUGACGCAUUGUGGUCUCCCAGACUCAACCUGAUCUUCCAGCAACAGGUCGCGGGUCCGAUUGUGUUCAAAGUAGACUCGCAGUUUCAAGCAGGUGCAGGAAAGUAUGGUGCACGCAUGGAAGAUCUGAUUUACAGUUUGAAUUACUCGUUGAGGCUUCUUGAGUCUGGCAAAGUCGUGGCUUGGUAUUCUCCAAAGAGAAAAGAAGGCAUGAUCGAGCUUCGAGUUUUUGAGUUUUAA